This is a messenger RNA of Aspergillus chevalieri, 1068 nucleotides long. Its product is annotated as Ldh family oxidoreductase. Gene Ontology annotation, molecular function: oxidoreductase activity. The transcript has a single exon. The coding region runs from base 1 to 1068 and encodes 355 amino acids. NCBI's taxonomy places the organism in Eukaryota, Fungi, Ascomycota, Eurotiomycetes, Eurotiales, Aspergillaceae. The record is from RefSeq and is a predicted model, not a curated record.
AUGACCGAGUCGUCGUCCCCAAUUUACCACAUCAGGCCUUCUGAUCUCAAAACGUUCGUGCACGACGUGCUGGUUGGAAAUGGCGUCCCCAGUGACAAUGCCACUAUCGUCGCCGACUGCCUCGUGCAAGCCGAUCUUCGCGGCGUCGACACCCACGGCUCGAAUCGAAUCCCAUCCUACAUGGAGCGAAUUCGCCAAAAAGUCCUCGACGCCUCUGCAUCGCCGCAACUUCAGCAAAUCACUCCCGUCGUAGCCCUGGUCGACGGGCAAAACGGAUUCGGCUUCACCGCAGCGCACAUGGGCAUGCAACGCGCUAUCGAGAUGGCGGCCAAGUUCGGUAUUGGCAUGGUCUCCAUCAAGCACUCGAAUCACUUUGGCAUGUCAGCAUGGGUGGUUCAGCAGGCAAUCGAUGCGGGGAUGCUGUCGCUGGUGUUUACGAAUUCGUCCCCGGCGUUGCCGGUUUGGGGCGGUCAGUCGAAGCUCAUGGGUGUUUCGCCCAUUGCCUGUGGUGCGCCAGCGGGCAAGGAGCGUCCCUUCAUCCUCGAUAUGGCUCCGUCUAUCGCUGCUCGUGGGAAGAUCUACAAGGCUCUGCGCCGGGGUGAGAAGAUCCCCGAGGACUGGGCUUUGGAUGCAGAAGGAAAGCGUACCGAUGACCCGGCCAAGGCGCUGCAGGGAGUUAUGCUUCCAAUGGGUGGACCCAAGGGAUCCGCACUUUCGAUCAUGAUGGAUGUAUUCUCCGGCGUGCUCUCUGGAUCUGCAUUUGCGGGACAUGUUACCAAUCCGUAUGAUCCUUCGAAGCCUGCAGAUGUCGGGCAUUUCCUCGUCGCAAUUAAGCCGGACCUGUUUAUGAGCAUGGACGAGUUCAAGGAGCGGAUGGAUUACCUGUACCAGCGAGUUAUCGGGUGCGAGAAGAUGGAGGGGGUGGAUCGAAUCUAUUAUCCCGGGGAGAUUGAGCAGAUCACACAAGAUACGCGCCUGGCACAAGGAAUCCCUUUCACGGAAACCGAGAUUGCGAGUUUGAACAAGGAAGCUGAAGCGGUGGGAGUUGGAAAGUUGCAGCACGAUUGA